UCGUUGUCUACCUCGCACAGAAGAACAAAGAGAGAUCUAGAAGAAGAAAAGAAAAGAUGGCUUUGCAAUGGUUGAUUCUUUCGUACGUGGUGGCCGCCGAAGUUGUAAUCGCGGUGGUGUUGACUUUACCGUACCCUAUGGUAGUGAAGAAGCGCGUCGUGUCACUUGUCUCUCUCGUUCUCCAACCUGCUGCUUCCAUCGUUGCCUUCGCCGCCUUUCAGCUCUGCGAUAUAUACUGGAAGAAUGAACAUAGACUCUCUUGCUCAUCGGAGGUAUGCACUGCUACAGAGCGUGAUCGCUACGAGAAAUCUAUCUACAAGGCACAGAGGAAUGUUGUUCUGUGCGCUGCAGGAAUUCUUCUCUACUGUACAACAAGGACCUGGAGCUUUUGGAAGAAGCUGAGAAGAGACACAAGGACGAGUAAUCUACUCGUGUAUAGAGACUUGGUUCCUCAAAACCAUAUAUGUAAAAGUCUUUAAUUGUUUUCUUACAUCUAAUACCACUAAACCUGAAGAAAACAAAUAGUGGAUAUCAAUAUAUCAUCAUCAGUGUUCAAUGCUUAUUUCAAUUUAUUUUCCCUAAAUAAUAUCACAAUCUUGAAACUUGUGCAUACCUAUUAAUACAAUUCCUUCAGGGGUUUUCCAUAUGAUUUCCAUAUGAAUGAGCUUAAAGAAGAUGAAAAGAUAAAAGACAAAAAAAAAACUUUUGGGACUAUUUAAGUUCUUAAUCCAUGUGUUUGACAUGGUUUGAUCAAAAAAAAAAAUCCAUGUGUCUGACGUACACAACUGUGGCAUGUGGGCAACUGAGGGAACUACUGUAAGAUUUAGAGAAACAAUGGAAAAUGAUUUCUUUGAGUAGAUUUUUGAUAAGAUAUUUUAUUUGAAUUCUAGUUAUCUUCACAGUGUAUAUAACGGAUACAAAGGACAAAAUAGAAAUGAUAAUAUAGCUCGAAGAACAUAUAUCUGAAUGUUCUAAUGAACUAGUAACGUCGUGAUGACUAUUUGAUGAGUACUUAUGCCAUGUCUUUUAUAUUACUCAG
Molecule: messenger RNA, 1039 nt
Organism: Brassica rapa (field mustard)
Lineage: Eukaryota; Viridiplantae; Streptophyta; Magnoliopsida; Brassicales; Brassicaceae
Biological process (GO): endoplasmic reticulum to Golgi vesicle-mediated transport; intracellular protein transport
Cellular component (GO): endoplasmic reticulum; endoplasmic reticulum membrane
Source: RefSeq, a predicted model, not a curated record